GGGCCAGAGCCAACAUGGAACCCUCAAUGGGAUAAGGGUGAAACUCCCGGUGCCGGCUGUUCCUUUCUCCCGCCCAGUCAUGUUGGUGCACUUAUUUCGGGUCGGGAUUCGGGGAAGCUCUGUCCCAAGCAGACCGCUACUCCCCCUCAGCUUCCAGACAUUCUCGGCUGUCAGGCACUCCGAUGUCCGCCACGGCUCCCACCUCCUCAGGGCCGCGGCUCAGCUGCGGUGUCAGCUCCGGGCUCGCCUCUUUCGAGCACCCCCAGCUCCCCGCCGAAGCCCCUCUGCCUGGCACUGGGUUGGGGGAGCCCUGCUGGGCCCCGUGGUACUGAGUAAGUGCCCCCGCCUCUGCCUCGUGGCCCUGUGUGAGGCAGAAGAGGCCCCUCCUGCCUGCCCCAGGCCCUAUGUUACGGAGUCCCACUUUAACUGGAAGCUCUUCUGGCAGUUUCUGCGCCCCCACCUGCUGGUCCUGGGGGCAGCGAUCCUGCUGGCACUGGGUGCGGCUCUGGUGAAUGUGCGGAUCCCCCUGCUCCUGGGCCAGCUGGUGGAGAUCGUGGCCAAGUACACGAGGGACCACGUGGGGAGCUUCCUGCAUGAGUCCCGGAACCUCAGCACCCACCUGCUCAUCCUGUAUGGCCUCCAGGGACUGCUGACCUUCGGGUACCUGGUGCUGCUGUCCCGCAUCGGCGAGCGCAUGGCCGUGGACAUGCGGAAGGCCCUCUUCAGCAGCCUGCUCCAACAAGACAUUGCUUUCUUUGAUGUGAAGAGGACGGGACAGCUGGUAAGCCGGUUGACGGCCGAUGUGCAGGAGUUCAAGUCAUCCUUCAAACUUGUCAUCUCUCAGGGGCUGCGGAGCUGCACCCAGGUGGCCGGCUGCCUCGUGUCCUUGUCCAUGCUGUCCCCGCGCCUCACCCUGCUGCUGACGGUGGCCACGCCCAUCCUGAUGGCAGUGGGCACCCUGAUGGGCUCAGCUCUCCGAAAAUUGUCACGCCAGUGUCAGGAGCAGGUCGCCAGGGCGACAGGUGUGGCUGAUGAGGCCCUGAGUAAUGUCCGGACUGUGAGAGCUUUCGCCAUGGAGCAGCGGGAGGAGGAACGCUACGGAGCAGAGCUGGAGAAGUCCCGCCAUAAGGCGGAGACCCUGGGCAGAGGCAUCGCCUUGUUCCAGGGGCUCUCCAACAUCGCCUUCAACUGCAUGGUGCUGGGCACCCUGUUCAUCGGGGGUUCCCUCGUGGCAGGCCAGCAGCUGAGAGGGGGAGACCUCAUGUCCUUCCUGGUGGCCUCCCAGACCGUGCAGAGGUCCAUGGCCAACCUCUCUGUCCUGUUUGGUCAGGUGGUUCGGGGGCUCAGCGCGGGCGCCCGGGUGUUCGAGUACAUGACCCUGAGCCCCUGCAUCCCGCUUUCCGGGGGCUGCUGCGUGCCCAGGGAGCAGCUGUGCGGGUCCAUCACGUUCCACAACGUCAGCUUCAGUUACCCCGGCCGCCCUGGCUUCCCGGUGCUCGAGGACUUCAACCUCACACUGCCCCCUGGCAGGAUCGUGGCCCUGGUGGGCCAGUCGGGUGGAGGAAAGACCACCGUGGCUUCCCUGCUGGAGCGCUUCUACGACCCCACGGCAGGCACAGUGACCCUGGACGGGCGGGACCUGCGCACCCUCGACCCCUCCUGGCUCCGGGGCCAGGUCAUCGGCUUCAUCAGCCAGGAGCCGGUCCUCUUUGGAACGACAAUCAUGGAGAACAUCCGUUUUGGGAAGCCGGGUGCCUCGGACGAAGAGGUGUAUGCCGCUGCCCGGGAGGCCAACGCGCAUGCGUUCAUCUCCCGAUUCCCUGACGGCUACAACACCAUCGUCGGGGAGCGGGGCGCCACCCUGUCCGGCGGCCAGAAGCAGCGCCUGGCCAUCGCCCGCGCCCUCAUCAAGCAGCCCGCGGUGCUGAUCCUGGACGAGGCAACCAGCGCCCUGGACGCGGAGUCCGAGCGGGUCGUGCAGGAGGCCCUGGACCGUGCCAGCGCGGGCCGCACCGUGCUGGUCAUCGCCCACCGGCUCAGCACCGUGCGCGGGGCCCACCACAUCGUGGUCAUGGCCCACGGCCGUGUCUGUGAGGCAGGGACCCAUGAUGAGCUCCUGAAGAAAGGCGGGCUCUACGCAGACCUCAUCCGGAGACAGGCGCUGGCCUCCCCGCCCCCCGAGGUGCCCAGGGGCCCUGAGUCCUGAGAGUGCUGCCCAGCACAGCCCCCAGGGCUGAGGACUGAGCCCCAGAGGGCCAGUGUGCUGGCCGCAGGCUGCCCCCCAUGCACAGCGAAACCCAGAACAGGCCCGGGGCUGGGGGGAGCCUGGGCCCCAGCUCUAAGGAAACCACGGGCAGGGUCAGGGAGUGGCAGAGAGUUCACACCGGGCCCGGCCCUGCCCAGGCCAGACCUCACCUGCCUCAGCUGACUCCCUAUGGCCCUUAGUCCCCACCACCUCCCGGGGCCUGGGGAGGAGGCCCCCCACCCUGCUCCCCAGCCAACCCUUUGACCCCGCAGUCCUCACUUCUAAAGCUUGCCCUUCCCCAUCUGAAUGGGGCAGGGGCCCGACAGGCCCUUGGGAGGCAGGGGAGGCAGUCUUGGACCAGCCUGGCCAGGCCCGCCUCCAAUCUUUCACCUGGUGAGACUGUGGACAGCCCCCUCUACCUGAGGACACCAGCUUGGAAGGGGACAGAGCAGGAGCCGACACACCCGGAACUGCAGUCGGGGACACGUAGCACCAGCUGCCACCAACCAUGAGGGCCACGGUGAUGCUGAGCCCUUGAGCUGACAGAUACAAAACCUGGCUGGGGAGGGGCAGCCCCCGCCAAACCAGGCGAAGACAAGACUGGAGCCCCCCCUCAGAAAAGGACUGUCCAAGCCCCUGCGCGCCUGGGCCUGUGGCCCUGCAGCUGUGAGUGAGGACCUACGAGUGGCCACUAUCUCCCAGCCGCCCUCCUGACUGGCUCUGCCCUCAUCACCCCCACCAGGCACACCUCCCCCUUCACGGAGCUCCCCACGGAGCCCUGCCCUUGAUCGGGCAGGGGAAUUGCCUGUGCCAGGCCUCCCAGGCUGACCGGGCAUUUCAGGGGUCUUCUGUGGACUGGACGGCAAGGCCACGGAGCAGGGGCAGCAGCAGUGACAGGAGGCGCAGAGCUGCCUACUUCUGGAGGCCAGCCCAGAAGAGGCAGCAGUGGCUCGGGGUGCGUGCAGGAGCCGAGUGAGAGACUCCACAGCCUCUUCCAGGUGUGACUCAGGACCAGACACCACCCCAGACGUCCCAGGGCCACAGCUGUCCUGCUUUGCUGCUCCGGUGGGUGAGAGGUCACAUCCCAGGGCAGCCUCGGCCCAGGACAUGGAGCGUGGGGCUGGCUGUGGGUUGUUUCACCGUUCAAUGGCCAGUACAGCGAGAGCAGGUGCACUGCUCCAACCCACUGGCAGGUGGCUCAGUGGGUCAGAGCAUCGUCCUGACACCUCAAGGUGCCAAGUGCAGUCCCAGGUCGGCACAUCCAAGAAACAACCAAUGAAUGAAUAAGCAGAACGACAAAUCAAUGUUUCUCCGUCUCUCUCUAAAGCCAGUUUAAGAAAACUUUUUUUAAAAGUUAGAGUGGGGUAAUCUCUGGUAAACUACGAAAAACCCACAAUGCUGCGGCCUCCAAACGAGGUCACGUUGGGGCAAUAAACCACGUCACCCACUCACUCUCCGAAAA
Messenger RNA from Artibeus jamaicensis (Jamaican fruit-eating bat), 3707 nucleotides. RefSeq names its product ATP binding cassette subfamily B member 8 (gene ABCB8). The transcript is spliced from 16 exons. Lineage: Eukaryota; Metazoa; Chordata; Mammalia; Chiroptera; Phyllostomidae. Gene Ontology annotation, cellular component: membrane. The record is from RefSeq and is a predicted model, not a curated record. Gene Ontology annotation, biological process: transmembrane transport. Gene Ontology annotation, molecular function: ABC-type oligopeptide transporter activity; ATP binding; ATP hydrolysis activity. Bases 80 to 2206 code for a protein of 708 amino acids.